AGCAACACUGUAGUCCAAGUUCGAACGCCAGAUAUAGUGUUAGAACUUGAUGAAAUAGCCAUAUGACUGCAAAAGGAGAAAAUGGUGUAAAAACGUCACACAAAACAGACAUAUGGCGCUCCAACAACACUUGCAUGAUCUGCCAGGAUUCCUGUCCAUCUCGCGAAGACAAAGAUAAACAUGAGAGUCAAACAAAACAUAAAAAGAAACUUCUUGUGUAUGAGUUUUUUGCCAAGGAAAUUCCAAAAUUUGGGCCAUUCAGUGGUUCAUCUGUACUGCUCAAAAGAUACACUGCUUGUGGUGAACGAGUUGUCGGUCUGGAAUGUGUCCACGAACUUCACUUUUCCUUCACCGUGCAGCCUUGGUGGGCAUGUUCUAUAUGCUAUGAGUCCGGAGCGCUAAUGGAGCAAGCUGAUGCUCACCUUACGUCUAUGAGUCAUAUCACUACAUAUCUGGAUGAGUUUCACUCGUCCAAGAUUGCCUCCUUGCAUAUGGAUGGAGAUAGGCUUGAAGUGUUCAAGGAAAUAAGACGACUUUGUGACGUAAUCAUUGAAGAGCAGGGAGGAGAGCUCCUACCUCCAGAAUGUCUGGUCAUGGAUGCUGGCAUAGUUGAAAAGGAAGCUAUGGCUAAACUUGCCAUAGAUUCUGAACGAUUGAAACCGUCGUAUAGAUUGCACACAGAUUGUUUGGACGAGGCUCAUCCACGUAAAAUUCUACAGUGCACGACAUGUCACCAGUUGGUCGCAGUGAACGACGAGCUCUUGAAGAGAAUUUGGAACACCCACGAACUUUCGCCUGCUCAUCGACACGCGGCUGCUAUAGAACAGUUUUUGGAGCAAUUCGACGUUGAAUACGUUUUGGAUGUCGACGUUCCUGAAGCUAAAUCAAACUUGUCUGUUGAAUGGAAAAAUGUGGAUGGGUGCAGUUAUGGACCAGUCUGCGGCAUAAAAUUCCUCGUCUCCUUCAACAAGCAUAGCUUCUGCCAGCUCUGUUGCUGUGAAGUUGAGUCAAUUGAGCGACAUUUUUCUAGUGAAAAUCAUAUCAUGCAGUACCUGACAAUAGCCAAUCCCGUGGAAAUGUUUCGAGUCUCGCAAUUUCCAAAAGAGUCGCGGAUGGCAAGGGUUCUCGAGCUGCUUAAAAGUCCGAAAUUUGCUUUUGGAAACGAGCAAAGCCGAAAAGUUCACAUCGAUUGGUUUCCAAAGGAUAUGAAGAUACUUUUGAAACCGGAAUCACACGAGUUUCCGAGUUUGAUGCCUCCACUGACUCCGCUCGGCAUCGACUCUUCUUGCUUAUUUUGCACGGUCUGUUGGCUAGCAGUCUGCGUUAAAAAGGAUGCCGAAAAGGAUUGCGAAAGUUAUUGGAAUGCACAUUGCGUAGAACCAUCACAUUUCGACUUUGCCGUCAGAAGAGCUGUUUUUGGUUUCCAUGAUGAGUGCUUUGUCCCUAUGUCUACAAGUAUUCCCAAAGCCCCAUGGAAUUUGCAUGGGAGUUGGAAGGCAAUCAAGGAAGAUGACGAUGAAUUCUAUAUCCAGACACAGAGUGACGUUGGUCUUGAGUUCGUGGUUGAUGAUCAAGAGAAUCUAGAGGUUGUAUGUACGUUGUGCGCUCGGUGGUAUCCUCGCGGUAUGCAUGAAAAGAUCAAUAAUCAUAUCCGCUCGUUCCAGCAUCUCAGCCACUAUUUGCAUGCCACCAAUCGCAAUCUACUUUCUAUGGUAAUGGUGCAGAAGACUGAAGCUGCUAGUAGGGAGCUAGCUCUUGAAUGGCUGAAACGUUCAAUUCACCAUGACAUGGAUGAAAUGCGAGUUUACUCACCGGAAAUGGCGCAGAAAAUGAAGCACUGGGGCACGAUACCGAUGAGGAAGGUUGAUGUUACCGGUUACGACUCUGCUCAUCGUCCUUUAGUCGAAUGUAUCUUGGAUAUAGUAGACACAGUGGCUGAUGAUGGCGCCGAGCUGACAGAGAUGCCAAUCAAAGAUGCUUUGAAUGCAUCGGGAGUAAAAGUUCAUGCGUUAAAGGAACGUAAUGGCGCAGUCGAAAGGAUCCUUUGCCGGUGCACGCAGUGCGAAAUGGCAUUUUCAACAACGGUGGAGGGUCUCGUUGAGAACGUAUGGGAUCGCCACUUAUCCUCAGAUCAGCACUUUGGGCGACUGAAAGCUUUUAUGAACACUAAACUUGAUAUGCUUGGAUUCUCUGAGAGCACAUCCUCCUACACUGUGAAACCGUUCAAACAACAGGACCCUUCGAGGAAGGUAACAUGGCAAUGGAAUGCAAAGGACAAAGCGCACGAGUUCGUUUUGAAUGUGGUCGGUCUGGAAGAUCUUGUAGAACGACGCAGCAAUGAGGCGUCGGGUGCUCACCCGCCAGACUUUUUCUGUCGCCUAUGUGCUGUCGUGAUUCCGCGUAGAUCUGCUGCGCUCGAAGCUCAUGUUCGCUCUGCGCAGCAUAUCUUAUGCUAUGUGCACAAAUAUCAUCCCCUUACUAUCAUGGAGCUUGACUCGCUUCCUAAAGAAGGCGGAAAGGAGAUGAGAAAAAUCCUUGCACAACUUUUGAAAGACCAUCAACUAAAAGAUCAGUACUGCAUUCCCAUCUACGAUCCCAUCGGCGAACAAGAACGAAAAGGAAUUGUGGCUAUGCAGAGAGCAAAAGAGGAAGAGCGUCAAAGGAAUAUUGCUGAAGCGCGGCAGAAAGCUCAGGAGCUGAGAAAGAAAAAAGACGAAGAACGCAGAAAACAGCGUGAGCUCGAGUUAGAGCAAGAAAAGCAGAGAAUGGCUGAGCGUGCUCGCAAAGAAAAGGAGGCGAGAGAGCGUGCAAAACGUCUAGAAGAAGAGAAAGCGCAUGUCAAGAAAUUGUUGCUUGAAGCAGCGCGUAAAGCCGAAGAGGAAAGAAAAGCGAAAGAAGCGAAAGAACAAGCCAAAGAAGAGGCAGAUCGCCAGAAGCGGCAAGAGCAGCUACGGUCGCUCUUGGAUCGCGAGAAGGCUAGGCUUAGAGCUCUUCAGGAGAAGGAAGCGGCGCAGCGUCGUCUUUUGGUGGAGAAACAAGAGCUGGAGAAGAAAAUGCGGGAACUGCAAGAGCAGCGAGCUAGCAGUCAAGGGAGACCUCCGAAUAUGCAUCAACCUCCUCUAAUGACUGCACCUCUUUAUCCGGAACCGCAGUUAGUACAUCCGAACAUGAAACCUCCGUCAAACUUUGGUGGUCCCCCGCAAGAAACAUAUCGACAGCCUUUGCUCGGCCAAGCUCCACCAAUGGCGCAGAAUGGAUCAGGCUUCGCUGUUCCACAUCCACCAGUUUCUUUCGCGGUCGGGACGUCAAUUCCUCCACCAAGGGAACCGCCGAAACCUUUAUUUCCAAAAUUUGUUCCCAUUGGCGAACGAGUUCCCGUUUACAAUGGACCGGAGGAUACAGAGAAACCUUCACGAAUCAAGCCAGCUUCUCCUGUGAAUGUUCGCCCAUCGCUUGCUGAAAGAAGAGUCGAUCCAUACAUAUCGAAUGCGAAGAUUAUACAGACAAGGGAUCAGCUCGUCGACUUCAUUUGGAGACAGGGUGCAGAGCGAAUACCACCUAAUGAGUUACCUGUGCAGUUCAAUGAGAAAGCGGCUGGAAUCGAAGGUGCUCUUGGUGUGGAUUGCUUGUAUGAGGUUGUCUGUGCGGAUUGUUCCGACUUGGAUACAUUUUACUGCUCCAUGUGCGGUGUUUGGACAACGCCGAGCGAAAUGUUCAAGCACUUGGAGACAGUGGGACACAAGCUCGCUUUUUUGUUCCGGAAUUACAAGAUGUAUCAUAAGACCGUUGUAUCAGAGUCAAACGCUCUUGUACGAGAAGCCAUGCUUUCCCAGUUUGCUAUUCAGAUCUGGAAGAUGGAAAAACCGCCUGGACAAGUGUGUAACCGUCUCCGUUCUCUGCUGGACCGUGCAACGAUCGAACGUAUCUGGCCUGAGCAUGUUCUGGUUCUGGAUCACUCUUGGAAAGGAAACGGAAAAACUGUCGGCCGAGUAGAGGUGCCUCCACCUAUCUCAAAAGAAGCCUGGAGUUUUGUGAGUGAUGAAGCUAGCGCAGAGGAUAGAGAAGAAAAAGAAACGGAAAAGAAACACAAAGAGGAUAAGAAGAGCAUCAAAAAAGAGGGUCACGACAAAGGCGACUCUCAGUCUAAGCGAAAGGAUACAAAGGAUAAGAAGAGUUCGAGCGAUGCAGGAAAGCCACCACCUUCACCCGCAAAAGAGGCACGCAAAAGCGAGAAAACAGAAUCCCCUGCCCGAAAACGACGACGCUCCAAAAGUCCUGAAAAACAUGGUCGUACAACUGAUCGUUCUCGUGCACGUAGUUCCAGUCGUUCAAAGCGCACUCACCAUCGUAGGUCCUCUAAGGAAACUAACAAGCGCAGUCGAAGUCGUUCGCGUUCUCGAUCGCGCAGAACUCGUAAGCGCAGCAAGAGCAGGAGUUCGUCACGUGGGCAUGGGCACAAGAAAGAUAGCGAUAAGAAAUUGUCUUGGGAAGAAACAGCAGCAGCUUUCUUAGCAAAACUUGGCGACCCGAAGGCUGCUGCUAAGGUGUUGGUAUCCACAGCAAAACAGGUCCCAGCUUCGGAAAAGGUCACAUCUAAAUCAUUUGUCGACGAGAAGAUCAAGCAGCUUAGGAACUUGGCAGCUCCUGUACCAUCAACUUCAAAGAAAUCUGAAACUCACUUGCAGACGGAAUCUGAUGAAAAAGCACAAAUGCGUAAGUUAUUGGGUGUACUCAUAACGAUGCAGCAGGAAGCGGAGAAGAGUGGGAACUUGGACGAUUCAGUGAUUGACAAGUUGUACCGGGAAGUGGGUUUGAAAAAGUCUAACCAGACAACAAGCGACCAGUUGCUGGCACAAAUCUGCGCAGAAAUCAUGCAAGGAAGUCAGUCUACGAGUAAACCUGCCAUAGACUUGCAGUCGUUUGGCAUUAGCACUCAACCUGCACAACCAACAUCUUCAGCUUAUGGUGGAGGGUUGCAGUCACAAGCGCUGCCGCAGUCAAAUCAGCAGUCUACUAUACAGAUGUUACUGUCUGAAGUGAAGCGAUCUCUAGGCAAUCUGCAGCCGGCGAGAGCACAGUCGCCACUCAUCAAAUCUCCUCCUUUCGUUAUUACGAAUAGAGAUGACGUAUUCCCGAAUAAUGAAACUAUUUCGUACGUUUUCCCGGGCACAGACUCGAAGGAGCUUAGGCAUGAUUCUGACGUGGGUGCAUCGCGACCGGAGGAGAAUCUUUCCAAGAAGGAAAAGGCAGCUUUGCGGAAGAAAAAGUUGUUAGAGGAAGCGGAAAGACUGAGGAGACAAGCUGAAGAAGAGGACGGCGAUGACGAUGAUGAUUGGGACUGUCUAGCGGAAGUUAUUAACAGGCCCCCUGAAGUGAUUAGAGAAGACACUUCCAAGAACCAUGCUCAGAAAACUCAUGAAUCGCCAGUAGAGCAGCGGCCAGACGAGUGGUCUAGAGAUCCGAUUCGUCAAUCCCGUAGAUCACGUAAGACAGCAAUCGAAAGAGAAAGAUCUCAAGAUCGCCGAAGUGAUGAAAAGGACAAUGGAGAUCGGGCAGCGUAUAGUGGCGAAAGAGUCCGAAGAUCACGUGAAGAAGAGACCUCAAAAAUCGGUGAUAAGAGAACCACACAAGAUGAUGAACUCCUUGAUCCUCGCCAGAGAAUGCCACUACGUAGGACCAUUCUUCCUGAUGGAAGUGCUGCGGAAAGUAAGAAAAAGGAAGAAAAACCCGCCAAAGAGCAGAAGAAGAAGGUGGAACGACUUCCGUGGGAUCAUGCAAAAGUAGGAAAUCCUAUGCACUGGCCACAGCCGGUACCGCAGCCGCUGCUAGGACUGAAUUUGGAACCACCUCGUCGAGAUGAUUCGCCGCGCAGGGAAGAACCAUCACCUCAGGUAGUACGACAACCAUCUCCACAUAACUUCCCCGUAGCUAAUCAGCCAGUUUAUCCCGCAAUGGGUGGUAAUGUCUAUCCUAAUCAGUAUCCUCCUGUUUACGCGCAGCAGCAGCAACUCCCUUAUCACAAUCCUCCGUUCUAUCCGGAGCCACAAAUUAUGGGUCAACCACCGAUGGUUUACGGUGCACCUCCUAUGCAACCGCAGUAUUUUGAUCAGCAACCAUAUUAUUAUUGA
Messenger RNA from Cylicocyclus nassatus, 6128 nucleotides. NCBI's taxonomy places the organism in Eukaryota, Metazoa, Nematoda, Chromadorea, Rhabditida, Strongylidae. The record is from the annotation of a GenBank genome assembly.